UCGCCUGCUCCGGUUCCGCUAGGAGGAGGGUCGCCACCAUGGAUGGGCUACGGGCUGGUGCGGGGCUGCUGAGGCGAGGGCGCCUAAGGCGCCGGCGCCAGCCCCAGUCACAUAGCGGGUCGGUCUUGACCCUGCCCUUGAGGCCGAGGAAGAUCCGAAGGCAGCUGAGGAGAAGUGUUGCAUCUCGCAUGGCGGCGCUGAGAGCCAAGACGCUGCCGAGCGAGGACUCGGGGGACUCGCGGGUGGAGUCGACAGGCGACGAUCCCGGUGACCCGCUGUCUGGUGAGGCGGCGGCCGCAGCGGCGGCCAUCCCGGAUGCGGCCCGGGGAGAGCCGUAUGGCCACUUCGGGCCUGCAGAGCUACUGGAGGCGCCGCCGGCGGGCCGCUCCCUGCAGACCCCGCCCGCGCGCCUGGUGGAGGUGCCUGCUGCGCCCGCGCGUGUGGUGGAGACCUCUGCCCUGCUGUGCACAGCUCAGCACUUGGCGGCCGCUCCACCGUCCGUGGCCCCCGCGACGCUGUCGGGACCGCAGGUGGAUGGCACGGGCGGAGAGCUGCCCUGGGGCUCCCCGCUUCAACGCGUCCUGACCGAGCUGAACCGCAUCUCCAGCAGCCGGAGGCGGGCGGCGCGCCUCUUCGAGUGGCUCAUCUCGCCCAUGCCUCCGGACCAUUUCUACCGGCGCCUAUGGGAGCGGGAGGCGGUGCUGGUACGGCGGCAGGACCACUCUUACUACCAGGGCCUUUUCUCUACGGCCGACCUGGACUCGAUACUGCGCCACGAGGAGGUGCAGUUCGGGCAGCACCUGGACGCCGCGCGCUACAUCCACGGGCGGCGCGAGACCCUGAACCCGCCGGGCCGCGCCCUGCCCGCCGCCGCGUGGUCCCUGUACCAGGCCGGCUGCUCGCUGCGCCUCCUCUGUCCUCAGGCUUUCUCCACAACCGUGUGGCAUUUUUUGGCUGUGCUCCAGGAGCAGUUUGGAAGUAUGGCCGGCUCCAACAUUUACCUCACCCCUCCCAACUCGCAGGGCUUUGCCCCCCACUACGACGACAUCGAGGCCUUCGUGCUGCAGCUGGAAGGCAGGAAACUCUGGCGUGUCUACAGACCCCGGGUCGCGACUGAAGAACUGGCCCUGACAUCCAGCCCCAACUUCAGCCAGGAGGAUCUCGGUGAGCCGGUGCUGCAGACCAUACUGGAACCUGGAGAUUUGCUCUAUUUUCCUCGGGGCUUCAUUCACCAAGCUGAAUGUCAGGAUGGGGUGCACUCGUUGCAUCUCACUGUGUCCACAUACCAGCGCAAUACGUGGGGCGACUUCCUGGAGGCGGUACUGCCUCUGGCCGUGCAGGCCGCAAUGGAAGAAAAUGUGGAGUUUCGUAGGGGUCUGCCCCGAGACUUCAUGGAUUACAUGGGAGCCCAGCAUUCAGAUUCUAAGGAUCCACGAAGAACUGCUUUCAUGGAGAAGGUGAGGGUCUUGGUUACCCGCUUGGGACACUUUGCCCCUGUCGAUGCUGUGGCUGACCAGCGAGCCAAAGACUUCAUCCACGAUUCUCUGCCCCCAGUGUUGACUGAUAGGGAGAGGGCACUGAGUGUUUAUGGGCUCCCCAUUCGCUGGGAGGCUGGAGAACCUGUAAACGUGGGGGCCCAGGUGACUACAGAAACAGAAGUGCACAUGCUUCAGGAUGGGAUAGCUCGACUAGUGGGUGAGGGAGGCCGUUUGUUUCUCUAUCAUACGGUGGAAAACUCUCGUGUUUACCAUCUGGAAGAGCCCAAGUGCUUGGAGAUAUAUCCCCAGCAAGCCGAUGCCAUGGAACUCUUGCUCCGCUCCUACCCAGAGUUUGUGAGAGUGGGAGACCUGCCCUGUGACAGUGUGGAGGACCAGCUUUCCUUGGCCACCAUGUUAUAUGAUAAGGGGUUGCUGCUCACAAAGAUGCCUCUGACUCUAAACUAGUUUCUUGUUGAUUGCUGCAAACAUG
Choloepus didactylus (southern two-toed sloth) is the source of this 1968-nucleotide messenger RNA. RefSeq names its product ribosomal oxygenase 1 (gene RIOX1). Gene Ontology annotation, cellular component: nucleolus. The transcript has a single exon. The record is from RefSeq and is a predicted model, not a curated record. Gene Ontology annotation, molecular function: histone H3K4 demethylase activity; histone H3K36 demethylase activity. Lineage: Eukaryota; Metazoa; Chordata; Mammalia; Pilosa; Megalonychidae. The coding region runs from base 39 to 1943 and encodes 634 amino acids.